Drosophila innubila is the source of this 1283-nucleotide messenger RNA. It is a transcript of the gene Tap42, whose product is annotated as immunoglobulin-binding protein 1. Gene Ontology annotation, cellular component: cytosol. Gene Ontology annotation, biological process: regulation of signal transduction; regulation of dephosphorylation. Lineage: Eukaryota; Metazoa; Arthropoda; Insecta; Diptera; Drosophilidae. The transcript has 2 exons. The coding region runs from base 232 to 1221 and encodes 329 amino acids. Gene Ontology annotation, molecular function: protein phosphatase 2A binding. The record is from RefSeq and is a predicted model, not a curated record.
GAUGCAUCAAUCUUGAUAAUCAGCUGCUUGCGAAUAUUUCUUGAAUAUUGAAAUAGUUUAAAUUUAACAACAAUACUUGAAAAUGGCUGAAGCCAAUGCUGCUGAAUCAACAAAUGGGAGGAAAAGAAACUUUCUGAUAUAUUUUUAAACGGCUGGAAUCUCUAUGAUGAGCUCGAAAUCACCGAGCUGCCGUUCAAUGGCAACGAGUUUCAGAAUAAAGUUAAGUCGGCAAUGGGGCUUUUUGAAGAGGCCACGAUUAUUGUGAACCAAGUGAGCAUGUUCAGCGCCAAUGAGUUGAUCGACGAAGUUUCCACAGAUUCGCUUCCCUUUAUGCUGCUGCCAUACUUUCUGGGCAAGCUCACCACUAAGGUGAACAAUCCGAAUAGCACAGAAAUGCUCGAGCUGGGUGAAAUCUAUUUCAAUGAUCAUCUGCAACGCUGUCAGGAAUACGAACUUUGUGAAGCGCCCAAGAGCAAAGUGGAGCGGGACAACAAAACGGAUGCAGCGCAGCAGAAAAGCGAGCAGUGGGAAUUAAUGCAAGCGGCAUAUAAUCGUAAUGAUAAAAUCGCACAGUAUCGCAAGAUGAAAGAGAUUGACGAAUACGUGAACAAAAUGCGACAAGCCGUUAAAAACAAAACCGCUGACGAUGAAGUGCGUCGUGAGUUCUUUUUAAAGUAUUUGGAGAAGAGCAUCAUGGAUACCAAGCAGGAGUUGGAAAACCUACGCGUAAUGAAGGAGAUGGUUAAAAUGCGGCUCUCACACAUUAAAGCUGGCGAGAAGGAAGCAUCGGGAAGCACUAUGGCACCGCAACCACUAAAAGCUGCUGGCCACAGUCAUGGACCACAUCAUCAUCAUCACCACCAUCAUCAGGCAGAGUCGAAACCAAAGCCUCUGCAACCCUUUAUCAUAACCCGCAAUGCGACACAGAAGGCUGUUUUUGGCUUAGGUUAUCCCAGUUUGCCAAUCAUGACCGUUGACGAGUUUUAUCAGCAGCGUGUCGACGAGGGCAUCUUUCCCGACGAACAGAAAAUGGCCAAGAUUAAUCAAGAGAAAGCAAUUGCUGCUGCCCUAGAUCCCAACGUUCAGGAGGAUGAGGAAAAGGCGAUUGUCGAGGAACAGGAACAGGAUGACGAUCCCGAGUAUUUGGCACGGAUGCGACGCAUGGAUGAAUACAAGGAUGUGGUGCGUCGUGGUGAUGGAAAUCGACACAAUCGUAGUUAAACUACUUACUCCGUUUUUUAUACGCACUUAAUAAAAGUAUUUUUUAUUUUCAAAAUAGAAAA